Messenger RNA from Amphimedon queenslandica, 747 nucleotides. RefSeq lists its product as uncharacterized. Gene Ontology annotation, biological process: regulation of apoptotic process. NCBI's taxonomy places the organism in Eukaryota, Metazoa, Porifera, Demospongiae, Haplosclerida, Niphatidae. The record is from RefSeq and is a predicted model, not a curated record. Bases 15 to 686 code for a protein of 223 amino acids. The transcript is spliced from 3 exons.
CGCCUAUAAUAAAGAUGGCGUCCAAUGAGGAGGUAGUUCAACGCGUUCUUCGGAAAAUGAGACGUGUACUGUUAGAAGAAAUGCCGGAGCCUAGAGAUCUUAUUGAAGAUGAGAGGUUUGGUCGUUGUAUUAGCGGCUAUGAGAAGACUGAAGUGGCUAGUCUGAAGGAUUUUACUGAAAGGGUUGAGAAAUUCAUAAAAUUUUUGGAAUGGAAAGGACCCGACUUCUUUGAAUCCUUUUUAAAAGUUUUACGAGACUAUAGGCCGUCACUGGAAAAAAAAUUGAGAGAAGAAAGAGACUCGAUUGAGAGAGAAAUGAGAUUUAAAGAUAUUAAUAAUCAUCACAAAGGAGCUGCCAAUGGAAAAGAUGGAAUGGACGAAGCUGGCACAACUAGUUUUAAUGAUUGUGGCCCGGGUCCUUCAUACCACAUCAGUCACAUAAGCUAUUCCGGCGUUCAGCUUCUCGCUGAUAACCUAAACGACUCUAAAACAUUCAAGGAUUUCUGUCAAGCUAUGAGAGUCGAUAGAGACUUGAUAGUGAUAUCGCAGCGUUCGUUAAACCCCACGGCUUGCCUCCUCCAGGAAAUGCAUGGCGACUCUGAAGCCACAAUGGAAAGACUCUCUGAAGCAUUAGGGAGUAUUGGUAAAGGAGAACUUUAUUCGUCUCUUUUGCAAUUAAUGAACUAAUAAUUUAUUAUUAUUAUUAUUAUGUGUGGGUUUUUGUGUCUAAAAUUAUCAAUCAAUUUAA